Yarrowia lipolytica CLIB122 is the source of this 855-nucleotide messenger RNA. RefSeq lists its product as uncharacterized. NCBI's taxonomy places the organism in Eukaryota, Fungi, Ascomycota, Dipodascomycetes, Dipodascales. Gene Ontology annotation, molecular function: water channel activity. Gene Ontology annotation, cellular component: plasma membrane. The record is from RefSeq and is a predicted model, not a curated record. Gene Ontology annotation, biological process: water transport; transmembrane transport.
AUGACCAAGGAGUCUGUGCACAAUCUGCCCACCGUUUCCACCUCUCAGCCCGCUGAGCCCGUGGACGCCAUCCCCCCCACCGCCUACGUCCCCCCGGAUGAGGCCUACACCCGGUCUCGACCUAUGGGUCUCGGUGAGAACAUGCGAAACCUCUUCAUUGCCUGCAUUGGUGAGUUUGUCGGUACCUUCAUGUUCCUGCUGUUCGCUUACCUGAUUGCCACCGUCGCCAACUACGACAAAACCGUCGCCGGCCCCAACGCCGCCAAGAUCAUCAUGAUCUCCUUCGGCUUCGGCUUCUCCCUCCUCGUCAACGUCUUCAUCUUCUUCCGAGUCUCCGGAGGUCAGUUCAACCCUUGUGUCACUCUCGCCCUCACCCUUGUUGGUGCCGUUCCUCCCGUCCGAGCUCUGUGCUUGGCCAUCACCCAGCUCCUCGCCGGUAUGGCCGCUGCUGGUGUCGCCGACGCCCUGACCCCCGGCCCCGUCACCUUCAUCAACACUCUCGGUGACGGUGUGUCCCGAACCAGAGGAAUGUGGAUCGAGAUGUUCUGCACUGCCCAGCUGUGUCUGACCGUGCUGUUCCUCGCCGUCGAGAAGCACCGAGCCACCUUCAUGGCUCCCUUCCCCAUUGGAAUGUCUCUCUUCAUUGGCCAUCUGGUUGCCGUCUUCCCCACCGGCGCUGGUAUCAACCCCGCUCGAUCUCUGGGCCCCUGCAUUGUUGGAAAGUCUUUCCCCCACUACCACUGGAUCUACUGGGUCGGUCCUAUCCUCGGUUCCAUCUUCUCUGUUGGUCUCUACCACACCCUCAAGUUCCUUGACUACGAGACCUCCAACCCCGGCCAGGACAACCAGGACUAA